Thyridium curvatum is the source of this 1275-nucleotide messenger RNA. RefSeq lists its product as uncharacterized. Bases 1 to 1275 code for a protein of 424 amino acids. The transcript is spliced from 7 exons. Lineage: Eukaryota; Fungi; Ascomycota; Sordariomycetes; Thyridiales; Thyridiaceae. The record is from RefSeq and is a predicted model, not a curated record. Gene Ontology annotation, molecular function: FAD binding; monooxygenase activity.
AUGGAUAUCAUCAUAGUCGGCGCCGGCAUCGCCGGCCUCAGUGCUGGCAUCGCCCUGCGUAGAGCAGGACACAAAGUCACAAUUCUGGAGCAAUCCGCCCUACUGCAAGAAACCGGGGCCGCCAUCUCCAUAGCACCAAAUGCAUCGCCGGUCCUCCAGAGCUGGGGUUUCGAUAUUGCGCACUCGCGCAUGGUCGGCAUCAAGACUGGAAGUAUCCUGAAUGGAACUUCAAUGCAGAUGGUGGUGCCCAACUACUAUGUCCACAUUGAAGAGAAUUACGGCGCCCCCAUCUAUUCCGUGCACCGCGUCGAUCUCCACGACCAGCUUAAGGCGCUGGCAACUGGCGAGAGUGGCUCGGGUCAACCUUGCAAGCUGCAUGUUCGGGCCCCGGUGGUUGAUUAUGAUGCAGAGCACGCCAAAGUUACAACUGCAGAUGGCACCGUCCGGCAGGCAGACCUGAUCAUUGCUGCGAAUGGCGUACACUCGACGGCCAGAGAGCACGUUGUAAUCACAGACAAGUCCGAUGUCAAUGACACCGGUUGGGCAUCAAUGAGGUGGCUAGUGCCGACAGAGGAGCUGCUUGCAGACCCGGAGACCGCACCCCUGGUGGAAGACUCUACCCAGAGAUACUUCAUUGGAGCUCGAGGGGGAGGCUUGGUGUGGUACCCCUGCAGGAAUAACGAGGUGCAGAACUUUCUGUAUCUGUCGCAGUCCUUUGCGAGCGAGAAUAUUACCGAAGACUACCAGGCCGGUAUUGAGCCGACGAUGGUGAUGGACUAUGCGAAGAAUGAGUACAGCCCAGCUUUACAAGCAGUUCUUGCGAAGGCAAGAGACGUCCGAUUCUGGAAGCUGGUUGCUAGAGGCCCACUGCCUUCAUGGCGCAAGGAUUCCCUGGUUCUCAUUGGCGAUGCCGCUCAUCCCAUGCUUACCUUCCAAGCACAAGGUGGUGGCCAAGCUAUCGAAGAUGCCGCAGUGCUCGGCAUUCUAUUGGAUCAGGUCCAUGACAAAGCUACUCUGGAUGCACGCCUCGACCUCUAUGAGAUGAUCAGAAAAGGUCGUGGUUCGGCAAUUCAGACAUUGUCCAACUCUGCACCCCCAAUGCCCCAGAGUGUCCGCGAUACUGCUCUCAAGUAUUUGCCCGAAGGCACCAAAUUGGAGAACCAGGAUGACAUUAUCAAAGUCAUGUUCUCGUAUGAUGUGAUCAGCGAAGCGAAGACUGUCCUCGCUGCUCAUCUGAAUGGACAGACAACGGAGGCCAGGCUUUGUUCUCAGUAG